AUGCCUUCUCUCAAGAGCUUCGUUUCAGCCAUUGCGUUGGCGUAUCUGGCCAACGCUAAAACCAUCAAGAUCACGGCCACGUCCGACAACACCUUCGAUCCUUCAACCGUCAAGGCGUCUGAUGGAGACAUUCUGGAAUUUGUGUUCGAGCCCAAGAACCACUCCGUGGUCGCUGGUGACUACCGCUACCCUUGCUCUCCGCUGGAGCUCGGCACUGGAUUUUUCUCUGGCUUCUUCCCUACAUCCAGCGGCGAGGCAGACAAAGUCUUCCGCGUCGAGGUAAACGGAACCGACCCCAUUCCGUUCUACUCUUCCCAGGGCAACGAGUGCGCCAGCGGAAUGGUUGGCAUCGUCAACCCCUCAGCCAACCAGACCCUCGCCGACUACAAGAAGCGAGCCUCUGCGCUGGCCCGGAGCGUCACCCCCGGACGAACCUCCUUUGGCGGCGAGAUUGCCGACAACGACAGCAGCGACGAUGACGAUGGCGACGACAGCAAGGACGGCAGCAGUGGAAGCGGCUCCAGCAGCGACAGCUCAGGAGACAGCUCGUCCGACAAGGAUGGCAAGGAUUCCGGCAGCGUCUCUCUGUCUGUUUCUCUCGGCGCCCUGGGCCUUGCUUUCCUCAUGGCGAUUUAA
Molecule: messenger RNA, 636 nt
Organism: Trichoderma citrinoviride
Lineage: Eukaryota; Fungi; Ascomycota; Sordariomycetes; Hypocreales; Hypocreaceae
Exons: 2
Coding region: 1-636 (211 amino acids)
Source: RefSeq, a predicted model, not a curated record